Messenger RNA from Owenia fusiformis, 1242 nucleotides. The record is from the annotation of a GenBank genome assembly. Lineage: Eukaryota; Metazoa; Annelida; Polychaeta; Sabellida; Oweniidae.
AGAACUUUCACAAAUUAUUUCAACUCUUAUCUCGACAUAUGAUUUAAUUUUCUAUUCAUGGAGAGGAUUGGCAGUAUUCAAUUUUAACACAAAAUAGACACAAAUUAUACAUAAAAUAAAGAUGAGUGUAUCAGUUGCUAUGGUAAUAUGUAUGGUUGCUAUGGCAACAGCAGAAAAUGUACGGGUGGAAGUGGAUGUAAAUGGAGAAAUACAUUAUCACCAUGAAAUUGAUCCAGAUGAUGAAGAUACUCUUAACAAAGCAUCUGAAGACGCAGAGCAUAUACAAGAUCACUACAAGGGUCAAGUAAAGUUGGAUUUUAACUCCAUGCCGAAGGAAGAAAAAGAGUUCCAUUUCUUUAAGCAACAUGACUUCAAUCAUGACGGUCAACUGGAUGGCAUCGAGAUAUACCAUGCAUUUGGCGAGAGAGUGAGACAUCCACAAUACCCAACUGAAGGAUCAUACGAGGAGAGAGAAAAAGAAUACCUAGAAAAAGUAGACAGAUUAACUUUAAGACUAACAAAGGGUAUAGACCGAAUGCUAAACAAAAUAGAUAGCAAUGACGAUGGAUACGUUACUUAUGUUGAAUUUGCAGCAGCUAGAAAAAACAGAUUUAAGAAUCCCAUGUUCAGCAGCCUGACAUAAUUGAAUAUUAAAGACAUAAAACAUUAGACCUUUGACAAAAUAUCAGAACUACAUUCAACUACAAUAGACAAGAGAGGAGGCAUACGUACAAGUUUCAAAAGUCGAAUUUAAAGCAUUAUUGAUAAAUCAACCUCUGAAAUGUUCAGUUUACUAGUCAUAGACAAAAUCUAGUUUACAAGAUUAUUUAAUUAUAAUGUAAACAAUAACAUUAAAACACCUAAAGAAAUCAAAGAUCUAAAUUCUUAAGUAAUUUCCUUUAUUGAUGUUUAGCUUGAGAACUUAAUUGGUGCAAAAGAACUUGCUCAAAAAUUUGUUUUUGAAGAUGAGAUCAAAUGAAGAUUAUAUUUCCGAUCUGUGUCAGCUCUACUUCUGAGAUCUUUUAAAAUACAUGUACAGUAAAACAUGUUUAUACAAGCAAUUUUCAUGAUUCUGAAUUUAUAAGUAUUUUAUGUCCCCAAUUUACCAUUUUAGAAUUUUAUAAGCAAAAUCAGAAUGCUUUACAGUACAUGCACAUGUAAACUGUAAAGAUUGCAACAGUAUAUUUUCUGAAUAUACAUAUCUGUAGAAGUUAACAUUUUUAUGUACCUCACAAUAAAAAA